UCGUAUUGUAAAAUAUUAGUAGCAGGGCCAAAUGUUGAAUUAGCAAAAUUUUUAUUAUUUUUAAUUUAAAAAUGGAAAGGUUAAAGGAGGAACAGAAUGACAAUGUUAUAUCUGCUGAUCUUUAUCAUCCAAUGAUCCUGGAUGAAAGAUUCCACAAUUCUUGGCUUGUUAAUGAUUGCCCCAAUAUAAUAGAUUUGCUUAAAUGGAAGUUAUUUGGUAAUGAUAAAAGUUGUAUACCUGAUAAAAAGAUCUUGGAUGAAACAUUACCUAUAAUAAUGCCUUAUUUUAUCAAUAAUCUAACUGAAUUAAGAGAUCACCAAGUUGAAGUUACGUGGUUAGGUCAUUCCACACUUUUAAUAUACUUGGAUGGAAUAUUUAUUCUUACUGACCCAAUAUUUAGUGAAUAUUCUUCUCCUAUAGCUCAUUUAGGGCCUAAAAGGUACAGAAAAAUACCAUGUACUGUUGAACAGCUUCCCAAUAUCCAUGCUGUUAUAAUCAGCCAUUCACAUUUUGAUCAUUUAGAUCUACCAAGUAUUAAAGAUUUACACAAAAAAUUUGGAAUGAAUCUUAAAUGGUUUGUCCCCAAAAAUAUGAAGUGUUGGUUGAUAGAAAAUGCAUUCUAUUCUGAUAUCACAUAUCUACCAUUAAUCUUUAUAAAAAAUAAAAGCAAUGAUUCUAAAUCAAAAACAUUUUUCACAAAUAUAUAUGAUAUGACUUGGUGGCAAAGAGAGAAAUUUUCAUUUACAUCAAAAGACAAUUUACAAGAAAAUAUUCAAAUAGAAUUUACACUUUUACCUGCUCAACAUUGGUGUAAAAGGACUCUGAAUGAUGAAAAUAAAAUGUUAUGGGGAAGCUGGGCCAUUAAAUCUAGGCAUCCCUCAAGCCCGGCCUCAAAUAAAUCCGUUUAUUUUGCUGGCGAUACCGGUUUUCACGCUCCCUUAUUCGAACAAAUAAGUCGCCUCAUGGGACCUUUCGAUUUUUGCGCCAUACCUAUUGGAGCUUAUGAGCCCAGAUGGUUAACAAAAUACAAUCACGUCAAUCCCGAAGAAGCUGUUGAAAUUCAUAAAAUUCUGAAAUCACGCCGUUCCUUGGCUAUCCACUGGGGAACGUUUGUUAUGACGGACGAGUUUUAUUUAGAGCCUCGCGAUCGGCUUGAAGAAAUCAAGAAGCAACUAAAAAUGUCACCGGACGAAUUUUUUACAUUAAAACAUGGUGAAACUAAAAUUCUCGAUUGAAAAUUAGAAGAUUAUAUUCUAAAUAAUAACAGGAUAUUAUAUUUAAUUUAAAAAUUAUAUUA
Molecule: messenger RNA, 1297 nt
Organism: Gordionus sp. m RMFG-2023
Lineage: Eukaryota; Metazoa; Nematomorpha; Gordioida; Chordodea; Parachordodidae
Product: N-acyl-phosphatidylethanolamine-hydrolyzing phospholipase D-like
Exons: 7
Coding region: 72-1235 (387 amino acids)
Biological process (GO): N-acylethanolamine metabolic process; N-acylphosphatidylethanolamine metabolic process
Cellular component (GO): cytoplasm; membrane-bounded organelle
Molecular function (GO): N-acylphosphatidylethanolamine-specific phospholipase D activity; zinc ion binding
Source: RefSeq, a predicted model, not a curated record